CACAAGCCAUCCUUCUCAGAUCUCAUCUCUCGUUCAAUCCAUAUAACAACUUGAUAUAUUUCGUCUUUUGCACAAGGCUACAGGUGACACACAAUGCGAUCAUUCAUCCGCGCUUCAGCGACCGUCGCAUCGACAUCGAUGACUCGUCCCGUUCCGGCCAGGAAUAUCCCUCGACCUAUGCUCGGGGGGAUGCAGAUAAGUAAAAGAGGAUACCAUGAAAAGGUCAUCGAUCAUUAUGAGAACCCAAGGAAUGUCGGUAACAUGAACAAACUUGAUCCCAACGUCGGAACCGGACUUGUCGGCGCACCAGCCUGUGGCGACGUCAUGAAACUACAAAUCAUGGUCGGUGAAGAUGGAAUCAUCAACGAUGUCAAAUUCAAGACUUUUGGAUGUGGAUCCGCCAUUGCGUCAUCGAGUUACAUGACGGAACGUGUCAAGGGUAUGAGUCUGGAACAAGCUGGUCAGGUUAAAAACACGGAGAUUGCAAAGGAAUUAUGUCUCCCCCCUGUCAAGUUACAUUGUUCUUUACUCGCUGAAGACGCUAUCAAGUCAGCUAUCAAAGAUUAUCAAUCCAAGCGUGCCAGACUCAGCGCGGGAACAACUCAGCCUACCAUGGCUCAACCUAUGGCUGCUUCGGCGUAGUGAGUCGCUAGGCUCGUCCGAACCCUUUAGGUGCGUGAUCAAGGGUCUGGUUAUGAUGGAUUUUCCGGGCGUGUGGUCAGGUAGAAAGGUGAAAGGAUGACAAAACAUGUAUCUCUUUAUCAUGAAACU
Molecule: messenger RNA, 771 nt
Organism: Tremella mesenterica DSM 1558
Lineage: Eukaryota; Fungi; Basidiomycota; Tremellomycetes; Tremellales; Tremellaceae
Exons: 5
Coding region: 94-642 (182 amino acids)
Biological process (GO): intracellular iron ion homeostasis; iron-sulfur cluster assembly
Cellular component (GO): mitochondrial matrix; cytoplasm
Molecular function (GO): 2 iron, 2 sulfur cluster binding; ferrous iron binding
Source: RefSeq, a predicted model, not a curated record